Helobdella robusta is the source of this 1420-nucleotide messenger RNA. RefSeq lists its product as hypothetical. The transcript is spliced from 2 exons. Lineage: Eukaryota; Metazoa; Annelida; Clitellata; Rhynchobdellida; Glossiphoniidae. The record is from RefSeq and is a predicted model, not a curated record. Bases 778 to 1113 code for a protein of 111 amino acids.
UGAGAGUUCUAACAAUUAUUAUUAAAUGAAUGAUAUCUAACAAAGAAAUUCUAAAGAAUCCGGAUAGUCAAUAAAGGAUUUCUAAUGAAUGAUAUCAAGUGGAUGGUGAAUUUUUAAAUGAGCGGUAUAUUAUGAUGAAUUAUCCAAUAAAAGAUUUUUAUCAAAUUCGUUACAUAGUUAAUAAAUAAAAUUAAUAAAAUCUAAUGAAGGAUAUUGAAUGAACACUAUCAAAUAAAUGAAAUCGGAUGAAUAAUAUCAAAUAAAUGUUAUUAAAAGAAUAAUAUAAAAUGAUUGAUAUAAUUUUAAAAACGGUCAUUAUUAUGUGUCUUGAAAUGCUUUAAUACAUGGUUUAGUUUCUUUCUUUAUUUCUUUUUAGCAUUAUUUUAUUUUAUUUUAUUUUUUGUACUUCAUUGAAAUUAUUUGUUUUGCGAGUUUUAUGUUGAGCCUAGUUGAACUUUUAAAACCUGGGUUGUACAAAUUUAAGGGAUUGAUUUGUUGAUUGAAUACCGUGUUCAAAAUGCUUUUUUCUUUCUUUACAAGUAUUAGGUAUCACAUCACUUGAGUUGAUUGCUACUUUUGUUGAAUGUCCAUUCCAUUAUUGUGACUUGUUCGAGUCAUCUAGGUACUAUUACUGGUAGCAACGUCUAAAUAUUUUGCAUCAAUGCACAGUUUGAAUGACGUGGAUGGCUGGAAGUCGUAUUUUCGACAUUAUCGUCCUUCUUUCUUGAAACUGGAUUGCACAAAAUGACUUGAACACAAAUCGUUUUGAGGUAUUCAAUGAUGUCGCUAAAGAAAAUAUUUAGUCACAUUGCUAACAUGAAAGUUUUUUUUAUGAGGGAAAUUCUUGCCGGUAGUGAUGGUCGCAAGCCGAUGAUAACCGUUGGCUAUCUUUUCAACAACCACACGCAAUUUGUGGGUCUCGUGGCCGAGUGGUUAGCCUGUCCGUCUACAUAUAGGGUUCGAAUCCUGCAGUUUCUGCAAGUCCUUCCAGGUAGCCGGCCCCCGGCCAACCCAGCCAUCCAUCCUUCCGAAGUCGGUAAAUGGGGAGACGGCGUAUGUUGUCGCAUGUUGACCGGCGAGAUGGCUCAGUGGUUCAAAUGCGUGCUGAGUUAAAAAUCUCGAUGGCUAUCAUAUACUCAGCGUAUAAGAUGCAGUGCUUGCGCGGGCACAUAAAUACACGUCGUGUGAAAUGAAUAAACAGCCUUUUUAGCAAAGAUGGUUGCUUCAAAUCAAUGGAUGAAGAUAUGAAGAACAUAAUAUAAAAGAAAAAAGAUUAUAGAUAAUAUAUAUGUAACAUUAUAAGUGGUUCUGCGUAUGUCAAUGUUGCAAUAAUGAAGACUAAAAAAAAUUCAGUUCAAACAUUCAUGCGGAGUUUUAAUUAACAAUUUCCCAAUUUAGAAGAUUUUAUAAACAUUUCAUU